UUUCAUUUCGUCACUCUUGCCUGCAUAUAGUUUUCCUCCUAGCUAGAUACAUGAUCAAGUCCUCCUCCAUGGCUUCAAUUGCCAAAAUGCUUGAAGGCAAAGUGGCGAUAAUCACAGGAGGAGCAAGUGGCAUUGGUGCCGCCACCGCCAAGCUAUUCGUCCAACACGGCGCCAAAGUAAUCAUUGCCGACGUGCAAGACGAGUUAGGCCAGUUCCACUGCAAAACCCUCGGCACAACAAACAUUCACUACGUCCACUGCGACGUAACCAGCGACUCCGACGUCAAAAACGUGGUCGAAUUUGCCGUGUCCAAGUAUGGCAAGCUCGACAUAAUGUACAACAACGCCGGCAUCUCCGGAGACUCAAAUCGCUCCAUAACGACAUCCGACAACGAAGGCUUUAAGAAUGUUUUCGGGGUUAACGUGUACGGAGCUUUCUUGGGCGCCAAGCAUGCCGCUAGGGUCAUGAUCCCCGCAAAGAGAGGGGUUAUUCUCUUCACCUCAAGCGUUGCUUCGCUUCUCGGCGGCGAAACAACGCACGCUUACGCUGUUUCGAAGCACGCGGUGGUGGGGCUAAUGAAGAACCUGUGCGUGGAACUUGGGGAACAUGGGAUCAGAGUGAAUUGCGUUUGUCCAGGUGGAAUUCCCACUCCGAUGCUCAACAAUGCGUUGAAGAUGAACAAGAAAGAGACGCAGGAAGUGCUGUGUAAGGUUGCGGUGUUGAAAGGAACGGUUCUUGAAGCCGAGGACAUAGCCAAAGCUGCAGUUUAUUUGUGCAGCGACGAGGCCAAGUUUGUGAGUGGAGUUAACUUUGUCUUGGACGGAGGUUAUAGCAUCACCAAUAAUUCUUUCACUUCUGCGCUCAACGCUCUCAUCAACAACAACCAUGCUUAGUAAUGGCUAGCUAUAUAUCCAUUCCCGCAUUUUCUGCCCAGUUCCAUGUGCUGAAAUAAUUAAGCUACACUAUCUACUUUCUCUGUAUUUUUGUGGUCUUUCUGCAAGAUCGAUCAGGAUGGAACACUUAAUUACCACAGUUUCCCCCUCUCAUGCAACAAUGUAGUACCAACUAGCUAGUUCUUUUUCCUAAGUGAAAAUGUGUGUUAUGUGAUGUAUAAUGAUCUAUGUUGAUGUUGUAUUCACAAAAAUAAAAUAACAAUAAUCAAUCCGAUCGAGUGAAAA
This is a messenger RNA of Glycine soja, 1178 nucleotides long. Its product is annotated as secoisolariciresinol dehydrogenase-like. The transcript has 2 exons. Lineage: Eukaryota; Viridiplantae; Streptophyta; Magnoliopsida; Fabales; Fabaceae. The record is from RefSeq and is a predicted model, not a curated record. Bases 51 to 893 code for a protein of 280 amino acids. Gene Ontology annotation, molecular function: oxidoreductase activity.